Molecule: messenger RNA, 1386 nt
Organism: Moesziomyces antarcticus
Lineage: Eukaryota; Fungi; Basidiomycota; Ustilaginomycetes; Ustilaginales; Ustilaginaceae
Product: 26S proteasome subunit P45
Exons: 1
Coding region: 1-1386 (461 amino acids)
Biological process (GO): proteasome-mediated ubiquitin-dependent protein catabolic process
Cellular component (GO): proteasome regulatory particle, base subcomplex
Molecular function (GO): ATP binding; proteasome-activating activity; ATP hydrolysis activity
Source: RefSeq, a predicted model, not a curated record
AUGUCGGACGCACAGCCCCCCAACUCUGGGAACGGCGACGACAACCCACAGCCACCUGUAUCGCAGGCUGGCCCGUCGUCCUCCACCGCCGCUGCCACGGACGGAGACACCAAGAUGGCGCCCGCCGAGCCCGAAGAGGAGCCGCUGCCAGCCGAGAUCCUCGAGGCAUCCAUCGACGAGAUCCAGACGCGCACGCGGCUACUAGAGAACGACGUCAAGGUGAUGCGUUCGGAACACAUGCGCCUCAUGCACGAGCAGUCGUCCAAGCGCGACAUGAUCAAGGACAACGCGGACAAGAUCAAGCAGAACAAGACGCUCCCCUACCUCGUCGGCAACGUCGUCGAGAUCCUCGACAUCGACCCGGACAUCGACGAGGACUCGGAGGAGGGUGCCAAUGUCGACCUCGACGCGAGACGCAAGGGCAAGUGCGCCGUGAUCAAGACUUCCACACGCCAGACCAUCUUCCUGCCACUCAUCGGCCUGGUGCCCGCCGAGGAGCUGAGGCCCGGCGACCUGAUCGGCGUCAACAAGGACAGCUACCUCGUGCUGGACAAGCUGCCAGCCGAGUACGACUCGCGUGUCAAGGCGAUGGAGGUGGACGAGCGACCCACCGAGACGUACACGGACAUUGGCGGUCUGGACAAGCAGAUCGAGGAGCUGGUCGAGGCGAUCGUGCUGCCCAUGCAGCAGGAGCAAAAGUUCAAGAACCUCGGCAUCCGCCCGCCCAAGGGUGCGCUCAUGUACGGCCCGCCCGGUACGGGCAAGACGCUGCUGGCACGUGCGUGUGCGGCGCAAACCAACGCAUGCUACCUCAAGCUCGCCGGUCCUUCGCUCGUGCAGAUGUUCAUCGGUGACGGUGCCAAGCUGGUGCGUGAUGCAUUCGAGCUGGCCAAGGAGAAGGCGCCGGCGAUCAUCUUUAUCGACGAGUUGGAUGCGAUAGGAACCAAGCGUUUCGACUCGGACAAGAGUGGUGAUCGCGAGGUGCAGCGUACGAUGCUCGAACUGCUCAACCAGCUCGACGGUUUUUCGUCCGACGAGCGCAUCAAGGUGAUUGCGGCGACGAACCGAAUCGACAUUCUCGAUCCGGCGCUGCUGCGAUCGGGACGUCUGGACCGCAAGAUUGAAUUCCCGCUGCCCAACGAGGAGGCGCGCGCACGCAUCAUGGAGAUCCACUCGAGGAAGAUGGCCGUCGGUCCCAACGUCAACUUUGACGAACUCGCGCGAUCCACCGACGAGAUGAACGGUGCCCAGCUCAAGGCGGUUUGCGUCGAGGCGGGUAUGAUUGCGCUGCGCGACGGCGCAACGGUGCUCGACCACGAACACUUCCACGGCGGCAUCCAGGAGGUGCAGGCAAAGAAGAAGAACGACCAGUUCUACUUCUCGUAG